Molecule: messenger RNA, 3891 nt
Organism: Perca flavescens (yellow perch)
Lineage: Eukaryota; Metazoa; Chordata; Actinopteri; Perciformes; Percidae
Gene: dok3
Product: docking protein 3
Exons: 5
Coding region: 240-1766 (508 amino acids)
Biological process (GO): cell surface receptor protein tyrosine kinase signaling pathway; positive regulation of MAPK cascade; Ras protein signal transduction
Cellular component (GO): cytoplasm
Source: RefSeq, a predicted model, not a curated record
AGCAACACACAAUGUACCCGUUGUUUUGCAACCGUUAAGUUGCAGAUCAGAGAUAUCUUGACUUUCAGUAAGUCUAACAACUCACACAAGCAGGCAACAGAAUGAAAACUGCUGGUGACGUAAAGGAAACACUUUUUCUAGUGGUGGAGAAAACCUAAUUUUAACCUCCUAGUUUGUCACAUCUUGACCACAGAGCAUCAGGAACUAGACUGAAAGCUAUACAGACAAGACUUACAAGCAUGGAUGUCAUCUUCAAGGAAGGGAAGCUGUACCUUCGGGCAGUCAAGUUUGGAAAAAAAACAUGGCGGAAAGUAUCGGUGGUGCUAUUUAAGCCCAGCUCCAUGGGGGUCGGGCGGUUGGAGCUCUCGACUGUACUUGAUAACAAUGCUGCUACCGACCAGAAGAAAGUCGGUCGGUAUAAAACACCUGAAAGAAAAGUGGUGCGUCUAAGUGACUGCCUCAGUGCCAUCCCUGCGCCAAAGGAGUCUUGCCCUUCUGGGUGCACUGCCUUCUACGUACACACCAUUCAGUGCACCUACACCCUGGCCUCCACGACAAGCCAGGACUGGCUAAGUGCCCUCUGUCUUCUGGCCUUCCAGAAGGAUCCUGGGGAAUCAGACAAACGGGCUUUCGAGAGAGGAAAUGGCUUGACCAUGGAGGACAAUGACCUUUACUCAUCUUGGAAAACCGCCGAGCUGAGCCUUCCUCCAAACCAGUACCAAGUGACUGUCCAGAGCACAGAGGCAUCCAGGAGGUGCAAGUUGUCUGGGGACUAUCUGAUCUCCCCAGAAAAAGAGGCUGUGAUACUGCUGGCCAUCAAUACUGGUCACAUAUUCUAUCGCUGGCCGUAUAGGCACUUACGCAAGUUUGGACAGGUUGAGGAUGGGUUCAGCAUUGAGGCAGGCCGUCGCUGUGAGUCAGGAGAAGGAGUGUUCGUCUUCCUGUCCAAACAUGGUCUCCAGAUCAUGCAGGCUAUAACAAAGCAGUGCUCUGUGGAGAGGAGGUCCUCUGUCCAGCCGCUCAGUCUCCAUAGGGGAUCAUUAUCUGACCUGUCUCCUGUUAUACUCCCAACCACAACCACCUGUCUCUCUGGCGCUCCUGUCUACAGUUCUGCAGAUGUUUCUGAUGACGCAGAGGACGAGUCCGACAAUCACUACUCUACUAUUAAUGACAACCCUGAACAAAAAUUUAAGCGGCUAUCUCUUGUCGAAACUUAUCUCUGUAAAAGCAAGGAGGAUGCGGGAGAGGAAGAUGAGGAUGAACGGUGUUGUUCCCUGGAUGCUGAACACCUGGACAAUGUCAUUGACGACACCAUUUAUUACAACCUAAGGAGAGCCACGCCUCCUAUGAUCAAAUGCGAUGAUCUCAGACCUGAGAUAGACUCAGAGGGCAUCUAUUCGGAUGUGAACAUAACUGAUUCUCCCUUAAAUCCCCAGCUGCAUCUCUUCUCGCCACCCCUGCCUCCGCCCGUUCCCCAGCAUCCUCCCUCCACCCUUAACCCAACUUACGCCCAACUCAAGCCCCGAUACCAGCGUCAGCCCCCUGCAAAUAACUACAUCCAGCCAGGGUACAAUGCACAGGCACAGGCACAGGCGGUAGAUGACAAGAAGGAGAUGGAGGAGGCCAUCAGCUCCUCUACCUAUGUUACCCCCACUGAGGCCCCUGGCAGUUUUAAACACAGGCUGGCAGAAAUCAUUUCUAAGGACCUGGCAAAGUUCCAGCCACCUCUUCCCUCCGGAGCGGGCAGCACCACAUUUUCUCAGUAGGCUAUUAGUUAACAGACAGACCAGGAGGAACAAUUUGAACCAUGAUAGACUGUCAUAAAGCAUAAUUAGUUCCUUUUUUUUCUUUGAAAUCCCCUACGCUGGUAACAUUAGGCAUUAGAUUUUGGCUCGCAGAUGUUUGUUUGUUUAUGUGUAGCCUGUUGGAUGAAAAAUGCAUCUGGAAUACAAUAAUUUCUAUGGAUUGUUUUUGCAAAAAGAGGAUUCAAGUAUUGCUGUUCUUCACUGCUGGGAUGUUAGAGAAGCCAUAUGUGCUGCAAUAUCUUUAAUGGGACAUUAUUAGCUGAUAGGCUGAAUGAACACUUUCAUUGUGGGAAUAGCUUUGAAAAAAAGUGUCCUUGUUAACAUUCAGUGAGUUAAACAACAUCUUUGGAAAUAGCUUCUUCUAGUUCAUUUUAUUCCUCGUUAACUCCCUCUCUUAAAGAGAAUAAGUUGGUUUUGUCACAUACAAAUCAACAGCUUUGCAGCAACUACUGCAUUUGACAGUCCGCUUCACGUAGUAGAAAUAGUGACAUGUAACUCACUCAGUAUAUUAAAAUGUAUUGCUGACCAAAAAAAUUAAAUAGACAACGCACACUCAUGUCUUAAGUAUAUCUUUAUUGUAGCAAAACAAUCCUCAUAAAAUACCCCAUAGCUAUACAUAAAUAUCAAAAUAAUUGUUUUUUUUUAAUUUAGACAAAUGUCACUAAUGACACAGGGAAUGUCUUUAGUGAUGGUUCAUGGCAUAAAGUGCAUUAAAAAAAGGCCUCUGGGUGUUCAUCGAGGCCGUAGGAAGUAAAGAAUUCAAGAUCUCAGUAGGUGUUUUGUCAUUGGCAGUGCGUCAUCUAAGCUAUUAAAAAAUAACAGGAGAAUAUUAGAGGACUAUCUGAUAUGAUCAACAUGUCUACAAGCUGUAGUAUUUGGCUCUCCUGGUUCAUUCUAUGACAGACACGGCGCCAUAAACGGUGACAAUCAGUGGUUUCCUAGUUACUGUCUUCCACUCGGACUUUCCUCCGUGUCACUGAGGUGCGAAGAUUCCCCAUCACUGCUGUUGGAAGAAGUCAUUGAUUGAUUUGAACCCAAGUCACUGAGAGAGUGAAUCAGACUCCUCCUGGAGGUCUUGUCCGCUGCGCCUGGACGGGGACUCCUGCACUCAGGGUGAACCACACCGGUCAGCAGCUCCGACAGCUCAUUGAUGUAAAUCUGCGCCAUUUGGAGGGUGUCGUACUUGGACAACUUCCUCUCGUUUUCCAGCGAGGGGAUGACGCUCCUCAGCUCGUCAAACGCCUGGUUGAGGCCGUGCAUCCUUCUCCUUUCCCUGGCGUUGGCUGCGACGCGCCUGUGUUUCUGCGGGCCAAAGUGGCUCACCCUGUCUCCCUCUGCUGCCUUGUCAGAGUCUGUCUCCGCGAUGCCUGCAGCGGACACGCAGUCAGGAAGUUUGCUCAUCGGCUCAAGUUUGUCCAGCGAGAGGCCCGCGUCUCCAGCGCCGUGCGCGUCCCUCCUGGAGAACGCAUGGAGUGAAUUAGAAGAAAUCCAAGUCUUGGAGUUGACGUAGGGAAUGUUGCGCUGCGGCAGCAGGGUGAAAUCCUCUGGGUACUCCGGCCAGCUUGAAAGCUCAGCUUUUGCAGUCAUCACGGCAAUGGCCUGUGGUCGUGCACGGCAGCGAAAAGGUCACACAAGAAGAGUCUGGCUUAUGCUCUCGCUCUCGUCUCUGGAGAGGUUUGCACUGCGCCAGCAAUUUAUACAGCCUCCCCUCAGUCACCUUGGUGUCACUCCCAGCCCGCCGACAGCCCUGCAGCCUCAGGAGGCAGCAGCCAAUCGCGCAAUCCCCUCUGACCCUGUCAACGAACAAUUAGACAAAGCUCGACUUUUUUUUUCUCCUUUUGUGCAUUGUAACUCAAUCACGAACUUGUUGUUAUCCUCACACAGGGGGGGAGCCGAGAGUAUUAAUCAUUUAAGAGCGUGGCUUAUUUGUUUGAAAAGGUGAUCUACUCUUGUUGAGUAAAUUCUGGUCCGCAUGUCUGCUGGCGUUUAUUAUAGUUCCCCAGAAAUAAUAAAAAAAAGUAACAAGUGCGCAUGCCGAAGCUGUUCUUUAACAUGUCAGACUAUUAAUAAACAACUUGUGCUUGCA